Hirsutella rhossiliensis is the source of this 2547-nucleotide messenger RNA. RefSeq names its product tRNA synthetases class I (I, l, M and v) domain-containing protein. Lineage: Eukaryota; Fungi; Ascomycota; Sordariomycetes; Hypocreales; Ophiocordycipitaceae. The record is from RefSeq and is a predicted model, not a curated record. Gene Ontology annotation, cellular component: cytosol. Bases 1 to 2547 code for a protein of 848 amino acids. Gene Ontology annotation, molecular function: ATP binding; aminoacyl-tRNA deacylase activity; tRNA binding. The transcript is spliced from 6 exons. Gene Ontology annotation, biological process: isoleucyl-tRNA aminoacylation.
AUGACCAAGUCCUGGAAGGCAACGCUGAGACUGCCUCGCUCGAGCUUCCCAGCCCGGCCGAACCCGAAGCUCCAACAACAGUAUCUGCGGCAAUGCACCGACGACCUAUACCAAUGGCAGGCGGCCCAUCGGCCCCAAGACGACCAGUUUGUGCUCCACGAUGGCCCCCCGUACGCCAAUGGGCCGCUGCACAUCGGACACGCAAUCAACAAGAUCCUCAAGGACAUGAUCCUUCGGCAUCAGAUCCAGAACGGGAAGCGCGUGGCGUACAGGCCUAGCUGGGAUUGCCAUGGCCUCCCCAUUGAGAUGAAGGCUGUGGGGGCAAUCCCCGCCAAAGGGUUGAGCCCGGUCAAGAUCCGCGAGUCGGCGAGGCGGCUGGCGAGCAAGACAAUCACGGAACAGAUGAAAGGCUUUCGCUCCUUUGGCAUCAUGGGAGAGUGGGACAACAAAUGGACUACCAUGGACCGCGAGUUCGAGAUGAGGCAGUUGCGAGUGUUUCAGAAGAUGGUUCGCCACGGACUCAUCUACCGCAAGCAUAAGCCUGUCUACUGGUCGCCCUCGUCGCGAACGGCUCUGGCCGAGGCCGAGCUGGAGUACCGCGAUGACCAUCUCUCCCACACAGCGUACGUUAGAUUUCCCAUAGUCUCCGACUGCGGCUUGCUUCCGGGACUUGCCGACUUCAACGAGCGCCUGUACGCCGCUGUAUGGACCACGACUCCCUGGACCCUUCCAGCGAACCAGGCGAUUGCGGUUCAUCACGACUUGCUGUACUCCAUCUUGCGUGUGGACGACUACGGCCUACUAGUCGCGUCAAGUCGAAUCGAGGCCCUGAGAGAUCAUCUUCCCCCGUUCGAAGUUGCCGUCGAAGCCAUCCCAGGAGCAGACCUCGCCGGACUCGAGUAUCGCAACAAAUUGCGUGGCAGAGACGCCGCCGCACAGCCUAUCGUACAUGCGGGUUUCGUGUCCGCCGACUCGGGAACUGGCCUGGUACACAUGGCUCCCGGCCACGGCCAGGAGGAUUACGAAGUCUGUUCCAGUCUGGGCAUCGAAGCUUUUGCCCCCCCCGAGCUCCUGACGUCUGCUCCAUCCAUCUUACAGGGAGGCAGCCAGGCGGUUCUGGACCUGGUCGGGGAUGAUGUGCUGGGAACACACAAUCUCCGUCACAAGUAUCCCUACGACUGGCGUACCAAACAACCGGUAGUUGUCAGGGCCACGGCGCAGUGGUUCGCCGACGUUGGCAGCAUCAAGCAGGCCGCUCUCAAGGCCUUGAGCCACGUCCGCUUUGUUCCGGAAUCAGGCAGAGUCCGCCUGGAGAGCUUUGUCAAGGGCAGGAGCGAGUGGUGUGUAUCUCGUCAACGGCCAUGGGGCGUCCCGAUUCCGGCUUUGUACGACGCUGAUGGGAAAGCGGUGAUGACGGAGGAAUCCAUUGAGCACAUCAUCUCAGUCAUGCGAGAGCGCACAUCUGAGGCAUGCGGAAGCAGCUGGACGGAAAUCAACCGCCAGGUCGACGUGUAUCUCGAGGGAUCGGACCAGCACCGGGGCUGGUUCCAGUCCAGUCUGCUGACAUAUGUGGCCGACCAAAAGGCAGACGGCAAAGCCGAUGCCGAGAUCACCGCGCCUUUUAAGACGCUUAUCACGCACGGCUUCACGCUAGACGCCCAGGGCAAGAAGAUGUCCAAGUCCCUGGGCAAUACGCCGAUCCACAACGCGCUCAUCAAGUAUCGAACGAUGCUUAAGAUGAUUGUUGGCUCACUCCAUGAAUCGAGCCGCCAGGCCGCGCUGACCAAGCUCGAUCAGAUGGCCAUUCUGCAGCUGAGCGACACUAUGAAGCAGGUCCGAGAGGCAGUCAACAACUACGAGUUUCACCGGGCUGUGAGCCUGAUUAACAAGUGGGUCGCGACGGACCUAUCUGCCUUUUACCUGGAGGCUCUGAAGGAUCGGCUUUAUUGCGACGAUGGUGGCGGAGUCCUCGAGCCCAUCUUUGUCGGAUUCCUGCGGAUGCUGGCGCCCAUCACGCCGGUACUGGUUGAGGAGGCAUGGUCUCAUCGACCGUCGUGGAUGGCUGAUGAUGACUCGCUGCAGAACCCCGCAAGACAGCUAUACGACAGUCCAGUGAUGGAUCCAAGCCGCUUGACAGUGGCGCGAAGCAAGCUGCGGGGCGACCUUCCGGCUUUGACCGCCGUGCAUGAAGCCGUCAAGGCAGGGCUAGAGGAAGCAAGGGAGGCGAAGGUUCUCGGGAGCUCGCUACAGUGCUCAGUGGCCGUGACUACCGAGGACAGCGAGCUUGCGGCCAUACUCGGGUACUACCUGGACGAGUUGGAUGCCAUGUAUGUGGUCUCGCAUGUGGAGCUCAAUGAGCCCGGUCCCGAAAGGCCCAGCUGGUGCUACACGAGGCAGUUUGCGUGGCAGGGCGCAGCCAGGGGAACGGUGCGUGUGCUUCCUCCCAAGCAGCAAAAGUGCUCGAGAUGCUGGCGCUACGCGGCGGAGGAAGAAGAAGGGCUGUGCGACAGGUGUCAGGGAGUGGUUGGCGCGGCGGCUGUAAGAUGA